Messenger RNA from Polyodon spathula (Mississippi paddlefish), 5236 nucleotides. It is a transcript of the gene c2cd5, whose product is annotated as C2 calcium dependent domain containing 5. The transcript has 29 exons. Gene Ontology annotation, cellular component: plasma membrane. Bases 335 to 3856 code for a protein of 1173 amino acids. The record is from RefSeq and is a predicted model, not a curated record. Gene Ontology annotation, biological process: positive regulation of D-glucose transmembrane transport; positive regulation of vesicle fusion; intracellular protein transmembrane transport. Lineage: Eukaryota; Metazoa; Chordata; Actinopteri; Acipenseriformes; Polyodontidae. Gene Ontology annotation, molecular function: calcium-dependent phospholipid binding; calcium ion binding.
UGGAAGUGAAUUUUUUGUGCACUGAGUGACUUUCGCCGUCCCCCCGUGUGAUAACGGAUUGGUAAACUAAGAUAAAUCAACUUCGUGUUUGUAAAAUAACGAGCCGUUGUAUUGUUCUUAAAAUCAUGUCAAACGAAAUAGAUGCGUUGCUUUGAUCUAUAAAUACAGUUAACAAAAACACAACAGUAUUCUGUAAGUCUAUUGCAAGAUCCGUUUCCCAGUUUCAUAUGGGCAGGAAGAGGAGUUUGUGCUGGUGCUGGACGGCCAAUGUUGUUAGAUUUAAAUGCCUUUCUUUAAGCAGGUGUACGUAACAUAGUAUCAGAAAGGUGUAACCAUGCCAGGAAAGCUAAAGGUUAGAAUUGUCGCUGGACGACAUCUGCCUGUUAUGGACAGGGCCAGCGACCUAACUGAUGCUUUUGUAGAGGUAAAAUUUGGAAACACAACAUUUAAGACAGAUGUAUUUCCCAAAUCUCUAAAUCCCCAGUGGAACUCAGAGUGGUUUAAAUUUGAGGUGGAUGAUGAAGACUUACAAGACGAGCCACUGCAAAUCACAGUUCUUGACCAUGACACCUAUAGUGCCAAUGAUGCUAUUGGCAAAGUUUAUAUAGAUAUUGAUCCUCUGCUAUCCAGCGAAGCUGCCACUGUAAUCUCUGGGUGGUUUCCAAUUUAUGACACUAUACAUGGUAUACGUGGGGAAAUAAAUGUUAUUGUUAAGGUGGACCUGUUUAAUGACUUAAACCGUUUUAGACAGUCAUCAUGUGGAGUCAAGUUCUUUUGCACUACAUCGAUUCCUAAGUGCUAUAAGGUAGUUACAGUCCAUGGAUUCGUUGAGGAAUUGGUGGUGAAUGAAGAUCCAGAGUACCAGUGGAUUGACAGAAUCAGAACACCCCGGGCAUCCAAUGAAGCACGACAGAGACUCAUCUCUCUGAUGUCUGGUGAGCUUCAAAGGAAGAUUGGCUUAAAGGUUCUGGAAAUGGGAGGCAAUGCAGUUGUGGGCUACCUUCAAUGCUUCGAUCUAGAGGGAGAGUCUGGGCUAGUAGUACGAGCUAUUGGAACAGCCUGUACCCUGGAUAAACUAAGUAACCCUUCUGCGGCACUCCCACCUGCAUGCAAUUCGCCAUUCAAAGAAAUAAAAGAGGCUCCCUUCAGUGAAGAUCCCAACCCUAAUACUCAUUCAUCAGGACCCUCCACCCCACUGAAAAACCAAACCUAUUCCUUUUCACCUUCCAAGUCCUACAGUCGACAGUCCUCUUCUUCUGACACAGAUUUGAGUUUGACACCUAAAACUGCCACUUCCCCCAAGGGGCCUAGGAUUUUCCUGAGUCCCAGCUCCCCUACUCUCUCCUCUGAUUUCCUAAUUCUUACAAACACUUUUCAACUUCCCAUGGGGUCUGGGACUAGUCUUACUCCUCACUCUGGCCAUGCAAAUCCAGUUGGUCUGAGGAAAGCUGUCUCUUUCAGUGAGGAUUUGCUUCUGGCUGCAUCUGGAAUGGGAAGUGGUGGGAGUGCUGGGAAGGAUGGAGGACCACUAAAAACCCUUUUAAGACAACAGACCCAGACAGCACUUGAGCAGAGGGAAUUCCCAUUUUUCACCCUGACGUGUUUUCCCCCGGGUUUCCUCGUCCAUGUUGGUGGUGUAGUCAGUGCACGGUCAGUGAAGCUUCUGGAUCGUAUCCACAACCCUGCCUUUGUCGGAAUAAUGGGUAACACAAGAUCAUACAAACUGCUAGACUGGAAUAGUUUCUCUGCAGAUGAACCUGAAACCCGUGAUGCCUGGUGGGAAGAAAUCAGACAAGAGAUAAAAUCUCACGCCAAAGCACUAGGAUGUCACGCUGUGAUUGGCUACAGUGAAUCAACCAGCAUCUGUGAAGAAGUCUGCAUCCUAUCUGCAUCUGGCACAGCAGCAGUACUUAAUCCCAAGUUCCUCCAAGACGGCAGCUUGGAUAGCUACAAUGAACACAGGUUGUCAAGGCAGCCUUCCUUCUUUUCCACAGGGUCAGAGAAGGGAGAGUUUGAUUUUUUUCCUCUGAGCAAGGAUAGUUCUUCCGUGUUAGGAUUAGAAGAGACUUCUCCUCCCAGUUGUGGGUUUUGCCAUAUUCCCUACGAUGAGCUCAACAUGCCUUUCCCAGCACAUCUCACCUACUGCUAUAACUGCCGGAAGCAGAAAGUCCCAGAUGUACUUUUUACAACAGUAGAUUUGCCUGUAGAAGCUGCAGUAACUGGAAAAGGAUGCCUCAUCCAGGCCAGAUUAUGCCGUCUUAAGAAAAAGGCUCAGGGAGAGGCAAAUGCAACAGCCAUCAGUAACUUGCUGCCAUUCAUAGAAUACGAGCUGCACACCCAGCUAAUGAACAAGCUGAAACUAAGAGGAAUGAAUGCCCUGUUUGGACUCAGAAUUCAGAUCAGCGUAGGGGAAAACAUGCUGGUUGGACUGGCGUCUGCUACAGGUGUCUAUCUCACUGCAUUGCCAACUCCAGGGGGUAUUCAGAUUGCUGGGAAGACGCCAAGUGAUAUGACCUAUGAGCAACAUAUAUCAAACAUGCAGAAGAAGAUCAAUGACACCAUCACUAAAAACAAAGAGCUUUAUGAGAUUACCCCUCCUGAGAUAAGUGAGGAAAUUAUCGGAUCACCAAUUCCAGAACCUAUUCAGCGUUCUAGAAUCUUCAGGUCCCACUCAGAAAGCUCUGAUGAGGUUUCAGAGCUAGACCUGUCACAUGGAAAGAAGGAUGCCUUUGUUCUUGAGAUUGACGAUGCUGAUGCUGUAGAAGAUAUCCAUUCUUUACUAACAGAUGCCCCACUACCUGCAGGCUUUUACAGCUGCAAUACAGAGAUCAUGCCAGGGAUUUACAAUUGGACAACUGGAUUACAGAUGUUUACCUCAGUGAGAGUAUACAGGUUAAACAAUGCCAAUCUGACAAACCAAGGACUCAACAAGAUUUUUAAUGAUCUCUGUGAGAAUCUGUUAAAGAGUUUGUAUUUUAAAUUGCGUUCCAUGAUCCCGUGCUGCCUCUGUCAUGUGAACUUUACAGUUGCUGUGCCAGAAGAUGAAUUAAUUCAGGUGGCUGUUACAGCAGUGGCAAUGACUUUUGAUAAAGACCAAGCUCAAGAGAGUUGGAAAGCUAGUGUCGAUAAGGCACUCAUGAAAGUCAUUGCUGAAAAUGAGGAACAGCUCCAGUUCCCAUUAGAACUGUGCUCUGACUCGCCAGGUGCACAGCCCUUCUCACCCAGGAAAGGUACAGGGCUACUGGAGAGUGCGAGUGCACAGGCAAUCCCAGGAGCUCAGAGAGCCACCUCAGUUGAGUACAGUUCCUUUGCAAACAGAUGCAACAGCUGGAUAGAGCUCGUUAAAGUGAAAGCUCUGACCAUAAGACGAGGAUCAAUUAAGACAACAUCUUCGCUUGAAAAAGCCAGUCCGCAGGCUGAAGGUCAUGCGCGUCUACGUUCUAAUACAUCAUACACAGGCUCUACCAUUACAGUCGUCAAGAUGACUCCACUGUCUUUCAUCCCUGGAGCAAAAAUAAUCAAAUAUGUCGGCAUCAUCAACAUGUUCUUCAUUCGAGAGACCACAUCUCUACGUGAGGAAGGUGGUGUCAGUGGGUUUCUCCACGCUUUCAUUGCAGAGGUGUUUGCGAUGGUGAGAGCUCACGUUGCAGCUUUGGGAGGAAAUGCUGUUGUCUCUUAUAUAAUGAAAGAAUGCGUUUUCAUGGAGAAUCCAAAUAAAAAUCAGGCUCAGUGUCUUAUCAAUGUAAGUGGUGAUGCAGUAAUCUUUGUCCGCGAGUCCGAAUUAGAAGCUAUACCUGUACAGCCCCAGACAACUUCAUCGCAAGCUUCCAGUAGUGGCACUGAUGUUACCACCUGAAGACAACUUCAAAGACUGUUCUCAGAGCAAAGAAGCUAAUUUCUGAACUGGGAGCCUUAAAUCCAUGUUACUUCCAGAUUCAGUCUUUCCCUCUAGUAUUCUCUACAACCUGUAGUGGGAUGAUCAGGAGUGAAGUGAUGUACAAAAUAAAAAAAAUAUAUAUUCAGUAACUUGGGCUCACAGGAACAGAAACCUUGAUUUCCAACACACAAACUCUGUUUAAACUUCCAUGUAAACACAUGUCCUCUGUAGCUCCAUUAAAAAAAUCUGUCCAUCGGUUUUAGAUAAGACUGGACAUUACACAUGUCAGAAUUCAGGCAGCUUUACUCAGUGUUUUAUUUAAACAUCACAGUUAACUUACCGUAGCACCCAAAAAUACACACAGUGGGGUCUUUUCAAUUGAUCAAAACCAUGGCAAGUCUAUUUACCACUACUGAGAUAACUAGAAUGUGUGUACCAAUGUUAUUAACAUUUCUUUAGUGUGUUUCUGUCUGUAAAAAUACAUAAAUUGAGUAUGAUUUAGUGAUUUAAAGGUCAGUGUUAUUAAGAUCCAUCAACAUUUAGAACAGUUGAAAGGCCCCAAUAUGUUUUACAAGGCAGAAUGGUACGAUAAAAAUUCAAGUACUUUACAUGUAAACUGGAAGAAUAAGGCAGUAUAUGCCAUUUAAUGAACGCUACAAUCAUGUUCAGUGUGUACUAAAUGAGUAGUAAUAAAUUCACUAUUACCUUCAUCAGCUGCAUCCACAUGGACAAUGAUUCUGGUAUAACUUUUUGCAGCUAAAUCCAGUGGCAAGUUAAUUUUCCAGCUGAUAUUUCCGCACCAUUAUUCGCUUAACAUUUUGCUAGACUAUUGUGCUAAUAUUAUACAUGUUUAAUUAAAUUGCUUUCUCAUAAUUGCUAAGCCGUGUAGAAACAGCUUUUGAGUUGGUAUAAUAGCUUUAAAUUGGAAACACAAUGUUAAUCUGACAGCUGUGCUUUCUUAAAGUUGAGUUUCAUAAACUUGUGUACUACUGAACUUGUAUGUACUUUUUUUAAAAUGUUAGAAAUUACAAAUGUAGUGACAGUAAUAUUUUGUUGUAGGUGUCACAAAACCUGUUAGUGUAAAUGUAUAUGAAAAUCAGAAUGGUAUUUUUGUAAUAUUGAAGUAUUUAAGCAUACAGUAGAUAUUAUGCAUGUUUAUGUCAAAUUUAAAACUUAGGUUUUAUUACUGAAAUGGACUGCUAUACAGCAAACAAUGUUGGUGGUAAUGUAAUGCAGGUUUAAUCCAUUUAAGACUUGAAUGUACAUAGAGCACCGUAUAUGUUGCUUGUUUUAAUUAGCAAUUCUUUGACAUUAGCUGGAAGAUUUGAUCUUGCACAAUAAAAUUAAAACUGCUAUCAA